CAAGAGAGAUCCAUCUGCCCUCCAGGAACAGCUAUGAAGUUCCUCUCCACAAGCGCCUUCCAUCCACUUGCCUUCAUGGGGCUGCUCCUGGUGACUGCUACUGCCUUCCCCGCCUCACAAGUCCUAAGAGAAGAUGCCACAGACAAUACUACCUCAAAUGGACCAACAUAUGCCUCUACACAAAAAGCUGAAGACCAGAUUUCAUACACCCUACUGAAAAUCAAGGAAUUGAGAGAUGAGGUGGGUAGGCUUGAUGGUAGGGAUACAGGGCAUUCUUCUUGCCCCUGUAUAUGGACAGAGGCUCCUGCAAAAGUCUCUGUGGGGUUUGGAGGCACCUUAAAUUUGAUGCCAAAAAGUAGACUAGAUUUUGUUCUACAUUUCUUCUCUGCUGUGGGUCUCAGGAGGUUUUUUCUUUUUCUGGAAAAUACAGAAUGGGGCUGGAAUCCGUAUUUUCUGGGUCUUUGCAGCUCUACAUCAGGUCAUUGCUUCUCAGAGCUUCCUUUAUCAAUACCAGAAAGGCCUAUGUGUGGCAAUGAGGAAAACUGUGUCGAAAAUGACAAGGCAAUGUCAGAAAACGAUAUGAACCUUCCAGAGGUUCCAGAUGGAUGCUCCCAAUCUGGAAAUAAUAGGGACUCCUGCCUGCUGAAAGUCACCUCUGGUCUUCUGGAGCUUCGGAUCUACCUAAAGCACAUACAGAAUACGUUUCAGAGUAGUGAGAAAAAUAAUAAAGCCGCAGAUGUGGCAAGUGGCAGCGACACUGUGCUCAAACUCCUGAUAAAAGAGAGCAUAUCUCCAUUGCAAAGGAUUUUCUUUAUGUUUAAACAAUCUUUUCCUUUCUUUUCUCUCCAGGUAAAUGAAACUGAAAUUGUCUUCCCUAGCCCAACUGCAAAUGCUAUCCUGGUGAACAGGCUACAGUCACAGAAUGAGUGGGAGAAGAACAUGACAAUUUACCUUGUCCUGGGCAGCCUUGAGGAAUUUCUGCAGUUCAGUAAGAGGGUUCUUCGGAAAGUGUAAUGCAGGGCAGCUAAGGUUAUGAGUAUAUGGGCAUUCCUUCCUAUGGUCAGGACAGAACCAUCCCUGACCACUGGGGAUCUACCUUAUGUUGUUCUCUACGAAGAACUGACA
This is a messenger RNA of Perognathus longimembris pacificus (Pacific pocket mouse), 1125 nucleotides long. RefSeq names its product interleukin 6 (gene Il6). The record is from RefSeq and is a predicted model, not a curated record. Gene Ontology annotation, cellular component: extracellular region. Gene Ontology annotation, biological process: immune response; T-helper 17 cell lineage commitment; positive regulation of cell population proliferation. Gene Ontology annotation, molecular function: growth factor activity; interleukin-6 receptor binding; cytokine activity. The transcript has 5 exons. Lineage: Eukaryota; Metazoa; Chordata; Mammalia; Rodentia; Heteromyidae. The coding region runs from base 34 to 1014 and encodes 326 amino acids.